Camelina sativa (false flax) is the source of this 1850-nucleotide messenger RNA. Its product is annotated as pentatricopeptide repeat-containing protein At5g59600. The record is from RefSeq and is a predicted model, not a curated record. Gene Ontology annotation, biological process: RNA modification. Gene Ontology annotation, molecular function: RNA binding; protein binding. Lineage: Eukaryota; Viridiplantae; Streptophyta; Magnoliopsida; Brassicales; Brassicaceae.
CGGUUAUUCGUUAACCGAUCUUCCAAUUUCCGGUUAUUUCUUCUUAAUCGUAACCUUAUUCCGGUUCGUACCGUUUAAUCUGGUAUAAUCGUUAACUCUGUUCUUACUUCUUCUUCGUUCUCUCUGUCCGAUAAAAUUUGGAGCUUUUUCAUACUUCACUUACUGAAAUCUUUACAUCAAUGAUGCGGUUUAUGAGAAAUUUUGAAGCUUUGAUUCUCAUUCAUCCAUGAUCAAGUUAUCAGUAAUACCUCGAUCUUUUCGGUUAUUGUCGAUCGGUUCUUAUGUCGAACUAAUCGAAAACAACGGUCGAGAUCGACUGCUUUCUGGAGGAAGAGUGCUUCAUGCUCAUCUUGUGACAUCUGGGAUUGCUCGGUUGGUGAAAACUGCAGCGAAGCUUGUGACUUUUUAUGUUGAAUGUGGGAAAGUAGCAGAUGCACGGAAGGUGUUCGAUGAAAUACCCAAGAGAGAUAUUAGUGGAUGGGUUGUCAUGAUUGGGGCUUGUGCUCGAAAUGGGUUUUAUCAGGAGGCUUUGGAUUUAUUCAGAGAAAUGAAUACAGAAGGUUUAAAGCUUGACGCUUUCAUCGUUCCUAGUCUUCUUAAAGCUAGUCGCAAUGUGCUUGAUCAAGAAUUUGGGAAGAUGAUACAUUGUCUUGUGCUGAAGUGUUCGUUUGAAUCUGAUGCUUUUAUAGUUAGCUCGCUUAUUGAUAUGUAUUCGAAGUAUGGGGAGGUAGAUAAUGCGAGGAAGGUGUUUGAUGAUUUGGGUGAACAAGAUUUGGUUGUGUUUAAUGCUAUGAUCUCUGGUUAUGCUAACAACAGUCAAUCAGAUAAAGCGUUGAACUUGGUGAAAGAUAUGAAACGAGUAGGAAUAAAACCUGAUAUUAUCACUUGGAAUGCUAUACUUUCAGGAUUUGCGCAUAUGGGUAGUGAAGAACAAGUAUCUGAGAUUCUUGAGAUGAUGUGUUUGGAUGGUCACAAGCCCGACGUUGUGUCCUGGACUUCCAUAAUAUCAGGCCUUGUACAUAAUUUUCAGAAUGAGAAAGCUUUUGAUGCUUUUAAACAGAUGUUAACUCAUGGGUUUUAUCCAAACUCAGCUACGAUCACAACUCUUUUGCCUGCUUGUACCACACUUUCAAAUAUGAAGCACGGCAAGGAGAUUCAUGGCUACUCGGUAGUCACUGGACUAGAAGAUCACGGUUUCGUUAGAAGUGCUUUGCUCGAUAUGUAUGGCAAAUGUGGUAACAUAUCAGAAGCAAUGAUCUUGUUUCACAAGACGCCAAAGAAGACAACUGUUACUUUCAACUCGAUGAUCUUCUGCUACGCAAAUCACGGGCUUUCUGACAAAGCAGUUGAGCUAUUUAAUCAGAUGGAAGCCACGGGUGAGAAACUAGACCACUUAACAUUCACGGCCAUCCUCACAGCCUGCAGCCACGCGGGGUUAACUGAUCUUGGGAAAAAAUUGUUCCAUUCAAUGCAAAACAAGUACAGAAUCGACCCGAGAUUGGAGCAUUAUGCUUGUAUGGUGGAUCUUCUCGGCCGAGCAGGGAAGCUUGUUGAGGCCUAUGAGAUGAUCAAGGCUAUGCAAAUGGAGCCGGAUUUGUUUGUGUGGGGUGCUUUGUUAGGUGCGUGUAGAAAUCACGGGAACAUGGAGCUUGCAAGGAUUGCAGCAAAGCACUUAGCAGAGCUCGAACCUGAGAACUCAGGGAAUGGCUUGCUUCUGUCCAGUUUGUAUGCCAAUGCUGGUAACUGGGAAAGUGUUGUCAGAAUGAAGAAGAUGAUUAAGAGGAAGAGGUUUAGAAGGUUUCUAGGCAGCAGCUGGGUAGAAGCUGUUUGAUCCUAAUGCUCAUUUUGGU